AUGUCUACCGCCGAAGAGCUCUUGCGGGAUUUCGAGUCAGACGAGGAAGAUCUCCAAGAUCUUCGGCAAGAAGAGGGAGGAGGCGAGGAGGAGCCUCUCAUCGACGAGGAGGAGGAGCAUCGACAGAAAACCGGCCCUGAGGUCACCAACGAGUUCGAAGUCGCCCUCUCGACAGGCGAUGAACUGACGCGAUUACACAAAGUACUACGGGACUAUUACUCGAUUCGAUUCCCAGAACUAGAGACCCUCGUGACAAACUCGAUCGAAUAUGCCAAGACCGUUGCUAUCCUUAAAAAUGGCCCUCUCAACGACAUCAAAGCGCUGUGGACGUCGGCAGACAACAUGGUCGGCGCGCCUCUGCAAUCGGUUCUCGAUAGACCGUCGCUGAUGGUUGUCACUAUGGAAGGCACGACAACUCGAGGACGCGAGAUGACCCCGGCGGAGCUGAAGACGGUGCUUGAUACCUGCGAGAGAAUUUUGAAGCUGGAUCGAGAGCGCACCGCUCUGACGGAAAGCAUCCAGUCUCGCAUGAACCAGAUCGCGCCCAACCUAGCAGCGCUGAUCGGUCCAGAAACGGCCGCUCAGUUCCUAAACCAAACGGGUGGACUAAAGGAGCUGGCGAAGAUUCCCGCGUGUAAUCUGGGUGCUCAGGGCAACAAGAGAAAGGAAGGGCUGGGUCUUGCUACGAACAUUGGCAUCCGAUCACAGGGGUUCCUCUACGAGUCCCCGCUGAUCCAGGACAUCCCGAACGACCUGAAGCGACAGGCCAUCCGCAUUGUCGCUGCCAAGAUGGUUCUCGCUACGCGGGCAGACGUUUCUAAUUUUAGCCCCGACGGGUCAUUGGGCGAGGACUUAAAACAACAGUGCUUCCAGCGGCUGGAGAAACUGACGGAGCCGCCGCCAAACUCCGGUACCAAGGCACUCCCCGCUCCGGAUGACAAGCCGUCCCGCAAGAGGGGUGGACGACGGGCUCGAAACGCCAAGGAAGCGGUGGCCAUGACUGAAAUCCGCAAGGCCCAGAAUCGCGUUGCGUUUGGCAAGGAAGAAGCGGAGGUUGGGUACGGCACUGGCGAGGGUACGGUGGGUCUGGGCAUGCUGGGCCAGCAGAAUGACGGACGAAUUCGCGCUACCCAAAUCGAUCAGAGAACCAGGGCUAAGCUUAGCAAGUCCAACAAGGGAUGGGGCACGGCGACACCCGCCAGCGGCACUGCGUCGUCGUUGCGUACAUUCGGACAAGGCGGUCUGGGAGGCACGGCCAGCGUUCUCAGCGCGAAGGGUCUUCGCAGCUCUGGCAUCGGUACUUCGUUGGGCGCAGGGUCGGCGGGUACCGCGAGUACCAUUGCAUUCACGCCUGUGCAGGGUCUCGAGCUGGUUGACCCGAAGGUUCAGGCCGAAAUGAGCCGGAAACGCAAGGCCGAAGAGGACCGAUGGUUCAAAUCCGGCACCUUCACGCAAGUUGGAGGCAACCAAAACAACAACAAUAAUAAUCAGCGGACAGAUAGCGCAGGGUUCAAAGUGCCGGCAUUGCCUGCCAACAAGAAGGUCGACAUGGGCGAAGGCAAAAUGGCACCGCCUCCGGCGCCAUUGAAGCGGUAA
This is a messenger RNA of Aspergillus affinis, 1596 nucleotides long. Its product is annotated as U4/U6-U5 snRNP complex subunit PRP31. Gene Ontology annotation, cellular component: precatalytic spliceosome; U4/U6 x U5 tri-snRNP complex; U4 snRNP. The record is from RefSeq and is a predicted model, not a curated record. The transcript has a single exon. The coding region runs from base 1 to 1596 and encodes 531 amino acids. Gene Ontology annotation, biological process: mRNA splicing, via spliceosome; spliceosomal tri-snRNP complex assembly. NCBI's taxonomy places the organism in Eukaryota, Fungi, Ascomycota, Eurotiomycetes, Eurotiales, Aspergillaceae.